AUGGAGGAGGACAGCGGCAGCAGUGUCCAAGCAGGUGGCAGCGAACAAGACUUGAACUCAUCAGUGAAGCAUCUCAUGCGCGACCCUCCUGAGUUUUGUUGUCCGAUCUCUCAUGCCCUGAUGGAAGAUCCAGUGGUUGCAGCUGAUGGAAACCAUUAUGACAGAUCUUGCAUCAUGAAAUGCUUCGAGAAGAGCAAGCGAAGUCCUACUACGGGAGUGACAAUGGACACAACCGUGCUCCACCCCAGUCAGCGCAUGAAGUCCAGCAUCAUCGCAUACAAGGAGAAGAUCGUCGCGGAGGUCUUGUCGGUGGCCUCACGCCUGUCCAAAAAGGACGCGCUGGAAGUGCUCUUGAGAGGUGAGCAGUUUGUCCGACCAUGCUUGCCAGAUGCUUCUGCAAAGAAGAAGUUGUCUUCACUUCUGCUCCUUCGUGUGAAGAUGGUUCCUGGUACGAAGUGCAGCGAGGUAAUUGAAGAACUUCUUCCGCUGCUCCUGGAGAUGAAAGAUGCGCUGCAGCUUAAGGUUUUGCUGCCUCUUCUCAACGAACCUGAAGCACUAGCCUUGCUUUCGAAGGCUAAUGAUGAGCUCGUAGACUCCUUGCGUGGCCCUGGGCCCCACAAUUUUCUGGUCAACCAGGAGCUCGUUCGCCGAAUUGCAAGCUCCUUGGUGACAGAUGUGGAAGAUGUAAAAAUGAAGCACCUGUGGGACUUAAUUUGCCAAAAUGUCAAGGAUGAUGAAGAGUGCUGGAUGGAGGCAGCAUCUUUGGUACUUGCAACUUUCAAUGAUAGGCUAACAGCAAAACUGGAAGAGCUUGAAAUGGAACUCCUUCGACAGUCUUGUGGCUACCUCUUCGACAAAGAGAAUGCAAUGUCUUUUGCUGCCGACUUCUUCCAGAGUGACCUUGGCAUUUCCGCCAUGGAAUCAUGGUCUGCUGACCUGGGUGAGAAAUACAAGGAUCUGCUUGAUAAGUACAAUGAGCUAAAAGGUGAGUGCCAAGAGCUAAGAGACAAGUGCAACGCACCUCAAAAGCCUUGUGAAGCGCCCAUCAUGUCUUUGAAGUGGGAUUUGUCGACCUACGACUUCACCAACUUCACCGAAGAUCAGGAGCAGCUCAGCGAUGAGUUCCAGCUCGGGGCGUCCGGCGUCGAGGCCUGGCUCGAGUUGCAUCCCAAGGCUUCGCCAGAUAAGGCCUCUCUGUAUCUUCACGUCAGCGAGCCCGUCUGGGCGAAGUGGCGAUGUCAAGUGGGCAGUUGGGAAGACACUACGGAGUGGGAAUUUGCCAAAGAGGCAGACGGCAGCUUGAACGGCUAUGGUUUUGAAGAAGCAAUCCCCUUUUCGGACCUCGCUUCGGGCAUCGCCUUCGAUCUGCUGAGCGUCCGCCGCGCCGGGUCCUCCUUGCGGUUGGUCGCUCCGGGCUCUUUGCCGGGUUUGUGCCGGUUUAGACUCCGACGAGGGUCCAACGCAUGUGCCGCAGGCGGAGGACCGGCUGUGGGGAGGAGGCCCAGCAUGGAGGAUCUAGCCGAGCAGGAGGAGCAGGCCCUGGCAGAGCUAGGAUGGACUGUGACGAGGUUAGCAACUUUGAAAGGCUGCAAGUUGAAGGUCCUGGAUUCCAUCCUAGAGUUGAAGGGAGACUUCGGACAAGAUGUUGCAGGACUACGGGAGACAAGUGCGACAACAGGUCCAACUCCGGUUUGGCCAGUCUUUGUCCCUUGGGUUGGGGUCAAUGCUAUGGGUUGCAUGGUCAUGGCCAAUGCCAUGGCACACUACCAGGUUGAGGUGUGCAAGAAAGCACAGCAACUUGCUCAGGCCCGUGGUGCACCAAACAAUGAGACCUGCGUGGUGGGCUGCUGUUGUUCGCGGUGCAUUGGCAUUCCAGCAGCGUUUCGUCCAACAAGUGCGGAAGCUGUUGAAGCAAGUCAGGAGGCCAUAGAGGUUGACAGCUUGAGCUCCAAGAAAGACGAGAAGGAGGAAGAUGUUGCUUCCACCACCUCAAUGUCAUCAGAUGAAUCUUUGGACCUGGAAGUGCCCUUUCCUCCAUCAUGGCAGACCCAUGCGAAGAAGCAACUCACUUGGUGUACUCGGGAUUUUCGUUUGCGUGCAGGCCUUCCUUACAACAAGGUGAACCGGACCAUCGUUUGUUCAAAGCUACAUUCGGACACCAGCGCCAUUGAUGUGCAGCAGGCUUUCGAGCAACGUUUCCGUGCUAUGCCAGACUUCAGGCACAUGUACUUCAAGAAAGGCUUCACUUCCUGCGCAGUGCUGCACGUCAACAUCACUGGCUUUGAUACCUCACAUCCAUAUGCCUUCGUGCUGGUCCUUGAUGAGACUGUUGCUCGAACAGCUCUUUUGUUCGAUGGCAUGGAGAUUUGCGGUUGUGCGGUCCAACUGCGUCGCCCUCACGAAUACUGCAGCCCCCCGGAUGGAGACUCUGGUGCUACUGCGCCAGUGCUGGAUGUGUCGGUCCUACAUCGGAUCGGCAUGCUGAGUUCAAAGAGGGAGACCCAUGGCAUGCCGAUGCAUGACAUGCAUGCUUCUCUUCCCGUGGAAAGCACCCAUCUACCACCGCGGCCUCCUCCAGGAAUUCGCCCUGCAGGAGCUACUCCCAAGUUUGCUCUUCAGCCGAUGAUGCGAGGGUUGCGGCAUUUGUACAUCGGAAACUUGCCUGUGGGGCACAGGAGCUUGCAGGAUGUCACAGAGUUGGUGACCUGUCUUUGCACUGAGCUAGUCUCGUACAGCAAGGAUCUAGGCCCUGCUAUGGUGGAUGCUGCAGAAGUGCAAGGGGGCUGGGUGGUGGAAAUGCAAAGCCCUGAGUUGGCAUUGGAUGCUCAAAACUGCUUGCGGCAGACGGUCUUGGCUGACACGCAUCUCUCGGUGUACCUCACCUUCUCCACGAGAUAA
Molecule: messenger RNA, 2898 nt
Organism: Durusdinium trenchii
Lineage: Eukaryota; Dinophyceae; Suessiales; Symbiodiniaceae
Source: the annotation of a GenBank genome assembly